UUUAAUCUGUGAUGAGAUUUUGGUGACGCUAGCUGACCAACUUAAGUGUUAUUUCUAAUUUAUCAAUAAUUUAGUUAUAAAUAAUUAUAAAAUCGUUACGCUUUUGUGUACAACUAUCAAACCGUAUCAUUAACUCUUUAAAUUACGUAAGCUAAGAUGUCACGCUACCGCGAAUGGGAUUUAUCCUGCAAAGUAUAUGUUGGAAAUCUUGGCACAAAUGCAUCAAAAUACGAAAUUGAAAAAAUAUUUUCUAAGUAUGGUAACAUAAGGAACGUGUGGGUGGCCAGAAAUCCACCAGGAUUUGCAUUUGUUGAAUUUGAGGAUCCUCGAGAUGCAGAAGAUUCAGUUCGAGGACUAGAUGGAACACGUUGCUGUGGAACUCGUAUCCGUGUUGAGAUGUCCAAUGGCCGUACAAGAAGAGAUCGCAGGUCCAUUUUAUCAACCAACCACCAACACACCAACGACCUCACCACAUCUCUUCACCACAACUACGGCUUGUAUACAAAUAUGACAUCCGCGAACGCCGCUCGCAACAUCCCGCUCGACUUGUGCGACCGGCUCUCCAACCGUCUGCGAGCAGCUGAAGUCUACAACAACUGCCUCCCCAUAUCUAUCCUCUCGACCGCCAUCACCUGAUCCUACACCCUCCGAAACCUGAACGAUAACCACUGACGAGCCACAUAGCAUACGAACCUACAAUCCUGAAUGUCAUUGCAACUCCUGAUGCUUCACUGCAAUCUGCUGCACACACGCGUCGUCACCGAGGCACCGGCUAGAAAUACCACCUAUAUGGCGAUCAGCUCUCUCCGUUUCAACAAUUUGUUGUCAAAACUUCUUAUGGUCACCAUUUAGAAGAUAAUGUUGAAACUUCACCGCCUCGGUAUUCAAACUCCCUUCGGCCUCACAGCAGCGCCACACCGCCCGGCGGCCCUCGCAGGCUCAUCAAGUCUCGGUACUUUUUAAAUCCUAUACUUAGCACUGCCUUACCUAAUGUUUACCUACUUAGACAUGCUAUGAAAUGUUGGUGUUUCAAUGUGCUAUAUUUGGAUGUUUAAUUUAAGUAUAAAAUAGAUUAAGUAUUUUGAGAUUUCAGUAAAACAUGGCGAAAAACUCGUUACAGUCAAUUACGUUCAAGAUCUAUGAUGAAAAUCAAAUUAAAGCAGUAAUUUCGAUUGAUUCGUAAACUGAUUUUGUGAGAAAAUACUUUACAUUUAAUCGGCGACUGUCACAAGUAAUAUCCCAAUAAAACUAAUUUGUUGUAUCCACAUCGAUUAUAUCUCCAGAACAAUUCAAACCAAUCAAUAAAAUAAAUCUAUACUGACCGAGUUACCUGACGAAAACAAACUAUUCUGUGACUUAAAAAGAACGACAAAAACAUGAAAAUAGUUCAAUGAAAUAAAAUAACUCGCACGUUGUA
This is a messenger RNA of Papilio polytes (common Mormon), 1417 nucleotides long. It is a transcript of the gene Rbp1, whose product is annotated as RNA-binding protein 1. Gene Ontology annotation, biological process: mRNA splicing, via spliceosome. The record is from RefSeq and is a predicted model, not a curated record. Lineage: Eukaryota; Metazoa; Arthropoda; Insecta; Lepidoptera; Papilionidae. Gene Ontology annotation, molecular function: RNA binding. The coding region runs from base 157 to 636 and encodes 159 amino acids. The transcript has 4 exons. Gene Ontology annotation, cellular component: nuclear speck.